GCAUUUACUAGCUAUGCAGCCUUGGAGAAGCCAUUUAGCCUCUCGGAAGCUCGGUUCCUUUGCCUAUGAACGAACUGUUAUUCACCGUAUAGAACAGUUGAGAGGUUUGACAUGUACCUAGAACAGAAUAGGCACUAACGCUGGUCACUGUCAUCUCUAACCUGAGUGAGCCCUCAGGCCAUGUAAAGAGCUCUGGAAACGGGAGGGAAGUCCCACUUGUCUCAAAUUCCUGGACACAUCUCCUUGGUCCAGAAAGCAUCCUUAAAGGGAUCAGACCAAGACCAGCAAGCCUGCCUCCCACAAUUGGAGCAUUUUAUUUACACCCCACCUUGUUCCUAAGAGUAUUUGAGGUAGUAUGACUUGAGGGGGAACCUAGGAUCCCUACCCAUCCUUGCCUCUAUAUCCCCAUCUCAGUUCUUCACGUCAAGUCCAUCGCUGAUCCAGUCACUUACGCGCAUGUCCACAGGAAUUAAAAGAUUAAGUCUAGCUCAGGGCUCCCUUUCAUUUGGUCUUUCGUUUACUCUCUCCAGUGCCUGGAGCCCAGCCUGAAACUCAGCAGAUGGGGGGUUAAGACUGAUGCCCUAUCUCCUCCCCUCUCCAUUCCUGACUUCAAAGUCUCCAUAAAGCCUGACACUGCUUCCCUGACCCCAUAGUGGCAGCUCCAUCAUCAGCUCUUGGCCGGUUCAAAGCAGCAGACGCUGAGCCCUGGCCUGGCCGCUCACGGUCCGCUUGCUAGCCAUCUCCUGGGGACUGGGCUGAAGCCUAGGAGCUCCAGCUGCUAACAUCUGGAGGCAGGAUCAUGUCUGCUAACAAAGGCUGGUGGGUGCCACCUGAAGGUGAUGACAGCGUGUCUGAAAAGUUCCUGAGGAAGAGCAGGGAGUCUCCGCUGGUGCCUAUAGGCUUAGGAGGCUGCCUGGUGGUGGCAGCAUACAGGAUUUACCGGCUGAAGGCUCGUGGUUCCACCAAGAUGUCCAUACACCUGAUUCAUACCCGAGUGGCAGCGCAGGCCUGUGCUGUGGGUGCAAUCAUGCUAGGUGCUGUGUACACAAUGUACAGAGACUACAUCAAGAGAACAGCACAGAAUGCCGGAGAGAAGUAGGGUUUCCACAGCCCGGGGCAGUCAGACCCUCUCACAGCGAUGGCUGCUAUGCUCCUAAUAAAGGAGUUUUGUGGAAAAUC
Messenger RNA from Hipposideros armiger (great roundleaf bat), 1179 nucleotides. It is a transcript of the gene HIGD1B, whose product is annotated as HIG1 hypoxia inducible domain family member 1B. Gene Ontology annotation, biological process: mitochondrial respirasome assembly. Gene Ontology annotation, cellular component: mitochondrion. Lineage: Eukaryota; Metazoa; Chordata; Mammalia; Chiroptera; Hipposideridae. The record is from RefSeq and is a predicted model, not a curated record. The transcript is spliced from 4 exons. The coding region runs from base 800 to 1099 and encodes 99 amino acids.